Cokeromyces recurvatus is the source of this 2367-nucleotide messenger RNA. Its product is annotated as armadillo-type protein. NCBI's taxonomy places the organism in Eukaryota, Fungi, Mucoromycota, Mucoromycetes, Mucorales, Mucoraceae. Bases 296 to 2296 code for a protein of 666 amino acids. The transcript is spliced from 2 exons. The record is from RefSeq and is a predicted model, not a curated record.
CAGGGAAAAUGAAUCAAGGUAAAUAACCAUCACUUUAUAACUAAAUUGCAAAAAAGAAAAGUACUUACGUUGUUAUUUUAUUUAAGAGAUAUUAGAAAAACAAAUCAGCGAUUUGACAAAAGAAUUAGAAGCUAACAAUAAAGAUGACAAAGUUACAGCUAGUAUCUUAUUAAAAAGAGCACAGACUUAUGAAUCGUUACAACAAAUUGAAAAGGCAAUAGAAGAUGUGCAAAUAGCUAUUAAGCGACACGAAAGUGUACAACAACAAGGCAAGGAAUUGCUCAUUCGACUUAAUAUGCUUAGACAACAAUCUACAUCUACAAAAGUGGAUGAGACUGAAAAGGAUUCACGCAUCAUCUCAUUUCAAAAAUAUCUUACAGAACUUGAAACUCUCAAGGAUACAACAACUCAUAUUCGAGCCUUUGUGGGUUCAAAUGAUUUUGUACAGGUCUUAACAGCUUGUGGUACCCCUGAUACACCACCUCGUGUUAAAAGUCUCGCUUUUAUGAUCUUAACUCGACUUCUUAAUCCUUCUAAUGCUACUGAUUAUCCAAUGACGUAUAUCAUUGAACAAUGUGCUGCCUGUUUUUCGCACUGUAUUGAUAAGGGUAAAAAUGAUACCAAGCUACUUGCCUAUCAUACUUUAAAUGCUAUCUUUCAGACCAAUAUGACAGUUGGAUCCGCCAUCUUGUGUCAAGAAGGUUGUCUAGAAGAAAUUAUGGAUGUGAUUGAUUUCGAAAUAUUACCUGUUCAAAAGGCAAUUGCAGAGGUAUUGAUUAUCGCUUCCUCUGACAAAAGCUGUCAAAAACAAAUAUUAAAGUAUGCUACUGAUUGGCUUGCGAAAAUGGCAAGUCAGACGAAGGUAGAUCCUGAAUUAAAGUCAGCAGCAGGAACAGCAUUGACUAAAUUAAGAGCUCAGUCAGAUGUGAUAUCAGACGAUGCUAGCAAUACACAAACGACACAUCAUUUAGAGGAAGCUAUGCGCAAAAUGAAUAUAACCGAUCAUAGUCUUAUUGAUUCAUUAAAACAAGUUAUUAAAUCAAAGUCACCUGAUACUCAUGUAAUAUUGAAUGCCGUUGAAGGGCUAGCUUAUUCUUCCUUAAAACCAGAGGUUAAAGCCUCUUUAGGAAACGAUGAGGAAUUUUUGAAAAGUCUAUCCACUUUAGCUAUUAGUGCUUCACGUGAAGAAACAACCAAUAAUAAUCCACUUUUGUUUGGUAUUGGUACUAUCUUUGCAAAUUUAACAAUGUAUCGACCUGUAUUGGAUGAGCAGCAAAAACAAAUGAAAAAAUUAAGAGAUCUAGCGAAUGCAAAGCAACGUAAAGCAACAAAAGAGAAUGAAGAAGAUCCUCGUGAAAAUGACAGUGCUGUUGAAGAACGUAUUAAAAAGGCUAUUGCUAAUGGCGUUGCAAUUGCUUUAAUGGUGUUAUCAAAAAAUAAGAGUAUGAAUAUUAGGUUAGUUGCUGCUAAAACCUAUCUUCAACUCGUAACCCCUCAGUCAACACGAGGUCAGUUGUUACAGCAAGGCAUCGUCAAGAGUCUGCUCUCAUUAUCACGUGAUACUACUGAGACUGGUAUAACAGCCUCACAGGCAUUGGCCAAGUUAGCCAUCACCACUGACCCACGCAUAGCCUUUCAAGGAGACACCAUCCUUGAUCUCGUUCGACCUUUCUUAAAUCUAUGUAAAGAUGCCAAUAGUCAGUUGCGACAGUUUGAAGGAUUGAUGGCGCUUACUAACCUAGCAUCUGUUGAUGACCGUGUUCGUCUAAUGAUUGAAAAUGCGGGCGGUGUAGCCAUAUUUGAAAAUUUACAAUUAUCUAAUCAUGAUAUGGUACAACGUGCAGCUACUGAAAUGAUUUGUAACAUGACAUUUUGUGAGCCAGUGUUUGAACUUUAUAGUGAUCCCAACAAGUCACAAAAUCGAAUCCGCUUGUUAAUGAUUCUUUCAGAUCAUGAAGAUCCAGCAACUCGAAGAGCUGCUUCGGGUGCAUUAGCUAUCUUAGCGAACAGUCCAAGUACAUGUGAGAUGAUUUUAAAAGUUGACAAAUGCUAUGAAAGAAUAUCGCGAUGGUUAGAAAUAGAUGAAACGGCCGAUGUACAGCACCGAGGUAUUGAAGUCAUAAGAUGCUUAAUUCAACAUAAAGGCAGCGAUGUUAUUGAUAACCUUGUAAAAGAAAAUAUUGAUAAGAAACUAGUUAUAUUGGUUAAACAAUGUAAGUUACAGAUUGUUCAGUCUGCAGCCAUGGAAGUUUUAAAGUUAUUAAUGUCUCAUGGUGUGCAAAUGAUGAAGGCUUGAAAAAUAAAUAAAUAAAUAAAUAAAACAAAAUAAACAUAUAAACAUUCUGAUACAGCUGAAGAAAAUAGGUC